AUGGCGCCUGUUGCUUUUGGACGUUGCACGCUACUCCCCUCGAGCCGCGCCAAAGCCCGAGUCAGACAAAUCUUUGCUCCAGUAUCGAUCCGUACCAAAAGCGAAGGAGCUUCCUCUCAGCCGCGUCACAUUGCUGCCCAACUCGACUUUCGAACCUUUAUCGAUGUCCUGCGCGAAGACGGCGAUCUGGCAGAAAUCGAACGCCAAGUUGACCCCCAUCUUGAAGUGGGCGCAAUCGUGCGGCGCGUAAGCGAGGUCAAUGGUAAGGCACCGCUAUUCAACAACGUCAAGGGUGCCAAGGAUGGGUUGUGGAGGAUGUUUGGAAAUGCGGCAAGCCUACGGGCCCGCGAGGAAGAGAGGUACGGCAGGAUUGCUCGAUCGUUAGGUCUGCCCGUCGAUUCGAGCUGGAAGGCUAUUUUGGAGAGAACACAGGAGGGAAAGGCUCGACCCCCUUUAGCCCCGCGGAUUCUAUCAACUGGGCCAUGCAAGCAGAACCAGAUCCUUCAAAAAGACAUCGAUCUGCAUAAGCUUCCAGCACCACUGCUACACCAGAGAGACGGGGGGAAGUACCUACAGACAUAUGGAUUGCAUGUGCUGCAGACACCGGACGCUUCCUGGACAAACUGGUCCAUCUUCCGGGGCAUGAUCCAUGACAGCAGGCGCCUUGUGUGCCUCGUCGGUUCGGGUCAGCACAACUCCAUUAUUAGGGACAAGUGGCUUGCAGAGGGCAAAACGGAGAUGCCAUGGGCGCUCGCUAUGGGCGUGCCUCCUGCCGCAAGUCUGGCUGCCGCCUCCCCUAUCCCGGAAGGGGUGUCAGAAGGCGAGUAUGUUGGAGCACUCGUUGGGCAGCCUCUAGAAAUGGUCAAGUGUGAGCUGAGCGACCUCCUUGUCCCCGCAAGUAGUGAGAUUGUCUUUGAGGGAACAUUUUCUCUCAAAGGCAAAGCCUAUGAAGGCCCCUUUGAGGACUAUCUUGGACUGCACUUCGAUCACGACAAACAUUUGCAUCCUCUUUUUACAGUCAACGCAAUCACAUAUAGAGAUGAUGCUAUCCUACCAGUUUCAGUGCCGGGAAGAAUAACGGACGAAUCGCACACCACUGCAUCGCUCGCAUCAGAGGAGCUCCUGACGCUCCUCAAGCAUCACGAUCUUCCCAUCAUAGAUGCCUUCGCACCUCUUGAGUCCAUGGCUACCUGGUGUGCGCUCCAAGUGGAUGUCGACAAGCUCGCCAAGAUGAAAACGAACCCUAAAGACUUCUGCAAUAAACUGGGCCGCAUUGCUUUCAAUGAUAAAAGCUGCAUGCUCAUCAAUCGCAUUCUGCUAUUCGGUCACGAUGUAGACAUCACCAACUUCAAGGAUAUUAUUUGGGCCCUGGUGACAAGAUGCCGUCCAGGUCAGGAUGAGUACCUGUUUGAAGAUGUUGCGAGCUUUCCCAUGACUCCAUACAUGUCUCAUGGGAGUGGAGACCCCAAGAAGGGAGGAAAGGUGAUUUCUGACUGUCUGUUCCCCAUGGAGUACGAGGGGAAAAGAUCGUUUAGUGGGGUUGACUUUGAGAGGAGUUACCCCGAGGAUGUCAAGAACAGGGUCAAGUCCAACUGGACCGCAAUGGGAUUUGAGCCCGUCUAG
Molecule: messenger RNA, 1623 nt
Organism: Fusarium keratoplasticum
Lineage: Eukaryota; Fungi; Ascomycota; Sordariomycetes; Hypocreales; Nectriaceae
Product: Ferulic acid decarboxylase 1
Exons: 2
Coding region: 1-1623 (540 amino acids)
Biological process (GO): cinnamic acid catabolic process; ferulate metabolic process
Cellular component (GO): cytoplasm
Molecular function (GO): carboxy-lyase activity
Source: RefSeq, a predicted model, not a curated record